AUGUGUUAUACCCCCCUUUCGCAGUUUAACUCCACGUGGCGACCCAAAAUGAGCUCACAGAAGGAAAGCAAGAAGCGCAAAUCGGACGCACUGGACCAGGCGUGCCUGGAGCUGAGUGAAGAAGUAGAGAACGCAGAAGAAGUCACAAAGAAAAAUGAAGAAGUAGAAGAAGAAGAUCUCGAGACGCAGUUCAACAAUUGGAAGGUGAAUAGCGGAUUGCUUUACGAUUUUGUGAGUAGAAAGGAAUUGGAGUGGCCCUCACUAUCCAUCGACUUUGGUGAUUUUUACAAUGAGAAUCACGAAGAUAAUGUGUUUAAUCAAAUAGUGUGUGUAGGAACCCAUACGUCGAAUAAAGAGCCGAAUUACCUCUACGUGUGUGAAGUGUUGUUCCCACUGGUACAACUACCACAAGAAAACUGCAUCUACAAAACUAAUGAAAAUUACGAAGGGUUUGAUUUUUGUUCAGAAAAAAAAAAAUUUACAAUAAAGUCAAAAAUUGCACACGAAGGAGAAGUCAACCGAAUCAAGUUCCUCCCCUUGGACAAAAAAAAUUUUGUUGUCACUAAAGCGAUUAAUGGAAAUCUUCACCUAUUUGAUAUUAAUAAACACGAAAUUGAAACAAGUGAACAUAAAAUGAGUCCAGAAGUAUCAUUUAUUGGAAACUCAUCAGAUGGGUUCGGUCUGGAUUUUAAUUCAGACAAGAAAUAUGCUUUAACUUGUGGAAAUGAUGGUGUCAUAAAUGCAUACGAUUAUACAGAAUUGAGUAGCAAGGAAGUUAAUCCUUUUUAUAAAGUGAAAUAUAAGUGCCCUUUAAAUGAUGUGUGUGCAACGAAUGAUCCCAAUUUGAUUUUGGCUUGUGCUGAUAAUGGCUAUAUUUUAAUAUACGAUAUCCGAGUGAAGGGAGAAGAAGCUACACAACAGGUUCUAGGUCAGCAGGUACCUGUUAACUGCAUCUCGUUGAAUAAAUUUACUGGUCAUUUUGCAUCAGGAAGUGAUAAUGGAAAAAUAAAAAUAUGGGAUAUCAAAAGGUUUAGUGAACCACAGCAUAUAAUACAUGCACAUAAGGAACCCAUUAUCCGACUGAAUUUUUCUCCUAACGAUUCAUCUAUCCUGGCAUCUGCUAGCACGAGUCGUUUUAUCAAUAUAUAUAACUUAACAAAAAUUGGAGAAGAGCUCGAUGCCAUCGAUUUGUCAGAUGGUCCAUCUGAGUUAAUUUUUUCUCAUGGAGGACAUACACAACCUAUUACUGACUUCAAUUGGAAUCACCACAAGCAACUCAAAAUGUUUAUUGGCUCUACUGGCGAGGACAACACGCUGCAGUUUUGGCAACUCAAGACGGAGCUCCUGGACGAGGCCAACACCGUUCCGACGUCCAACACGGACGUGGAGUGA
This is a messenger RNA of Plasmodium cynomolgi strain B, 1392 nucleotides long. Its product is annotated as chromatin assembly factor 1 protein WD40 domain. Gene Ontology annotation, cellular component: nucleus. The coding region runs from base 1 to 1392 and encodes 463 amino acids. The transcript has 2 exons. The record is from RefSeq and is a predicted model, not a curated record. Gene Ontology annotation, biological process: regulation of gene expression. Lineage: Eukaryota; Apicomplexa; Aconoidasida; Haemosporida; Plasmodiidae. Gene Ontology annotation, molecular function: histone binding.